Messenger RNA from Tetranychus urticae (two-spotted spider mite), 2217 nucleotides. RefSeq names its product Actin-related protein 2 (gene Arp2). The record is from RefSeq and is a predicted model, not a curated record. NCBI's taxonomy places the organism in Eukaryota, Metazoa, Arthropoda, Arachnida, Trombidiformes, Tetranychidae.
UUUAACAUAGAUGGCGUUUUUUAAGCUCAUCUGUUUAAGUUAAUUUUAAUUGUCAUUUUUCUCAAUUUUCUUGCUGUAUCUUUAUAAAUUGUGAUUUUAUUGGAUUUUUAAAUAAAUAAUUUAUUUUAACCUCAGCCAUUUGAUUUGAUUGCAAUUGUUUAUUUUCCUUGGUUCUUCCUCUUGUUAACAGUCGGCAUUGGUAAACAUGGUUAGUGGACCUGCAGUGGAUAGUGAAGGUAGAAAAAUUGUCAUUUGUGAUAAUGGAACUGGGUUUAUCAAAUGUGGAUAUGCCGGUACAAAUUUUCCUGCCCAUACAUUUCCAUGUAUCGUAGGCCGGCCUAUCAUCCGAGCAGCUCAAAGAAUUUCCGACAUCGAAGUGAAGGAUCUGAUGGUUGGUGAUGAAGCCAGUAAACUGAGGUCUCAAUUAGAAAUAUCUUAUCCUAUGGAAAAUGGUAUUGUUCGCAAUUGGACUGAUAUGUGUCAUGUUUGGGAUUAUACCUUUCACACCAAGAUGGGAAUCAACCCUAAAGAUUGUAAAAUCCUCUUGACAGAACCACCAAUGAAUCCAUCAGAUAAUAGGAAAAAAAUGUUCGAAGUAAUGUUUGAAAAUUAUGAAUUCCAUUCUGCUUACAUUGCCAUCCAAGCUGUUCUCACUCUUUAUGCCAACGGUUUAUGUACAGGAGUUGUAUUAGAUAGUGGUGAUGGUGUUACCCAUAUAUGUCCUGUGUAUCAAGGAUACGCCCUUCCUCAUCUUACUAAGCGAUUGGAUAUCGCUGGCCGCAAUAUUACUAACUAUCUUAGUGAGCUUCUUCUACUCCGAGGAUACGCCUUUAAUCACACUGCUGAUUUUGAAACUGUUAGAAUUUUGAAAGAGAAAUUGUGUUACGCUGCAUAUAAUAUCGAACAAGAACAGAAAUUAGCCAAUGAGACAACAUAUCUCACAGAAAACUAUACGCUUCCCGAUGGAAGAGUGAUUACAAUAGGAGGUGAAAGGUUCGAAGCACCAGAAGCACUUUUCCAACCUCAUUUGGUUAAUGUUGAAAGUCAAGGAAUCGCUGAGUUAGUUUUUACAACCAUCCAAAAUGCACCAAUGGACAUUCGAAGUGAGCUUUAUAAACAUAUUGUGCUCAGUGGAGGCUCAACAAUGUACCCAGGUUUACCAUCUCGUCUUGAAAGAGAAAUAAAACAAUUAUAUCUGGAAAGAAUUUUGAAAGGAGAUGCUGGUAAUUUAUCGAAAUUUAAAAUUAGAGUAGAAGAUCUUCCUGGCAGGAAAGACAUGGUUUUUAUUGGUGGAUCUAUUUUGGCUAGUACUGUUAAGGAUAGACCAAACUUCUGGUUAUCUCGUGCCGAAUGGAAAGAGUAUGGACCAGAUAGAGCUCUUGCUCUUGUAAAAAGCAAUUCCGCAAUUUAAAUUGAGAAUGAAGAUUUAUAAAUGAAUACUAUUCAAAUUUCUUGUAAAACAUGGCACCCAUUACUGAAUAGGUGAAAGAGUUGAAUUGGUUGAUCGUUCUAUCCGAAGAAAACCAUUCAAAAUGAUUGUAAACAAUCUAUUUAAGGUCAGCAACAUUGGUUAAGUAACUUCGCUCUGAAUUCCGACACAACUUCAAACUCAAUCAUUUUUUUCAUGAUAUACUUUUUUCUACUUUCCUUCUCUUCCUGUUUUUUUUCAUUUUCACCCAAGACCAAGUCAAGUAUGAACCAUGAAAAAGUUGAGGUCAUCAAAAAAUUAAGAUAAAAGCAGAAACGAUACCAGUUCUCAGCAAAUCAAAAAAAUGCAAAACGAAUACAAAAAAAACUUUUUUCUCUGUUGAUUUUGUUUACUCUCAAAAAUAUUACUCAAUUUUUUUGUUGUAACUGACUGUUUAUUUUCACCUCAUUUCAACAAAAAGUAUAUAGAUGAUUCAAAUCAAUCAUUUGUUAUAAAUUGCACAAAUCAUGUUGCCUCGGUAAAUUGUUCACAUUACAACCUCCAAUCUUCUCAUGACUUACCUAAUUGAAUGUGUCAAAUUUUCCUACGAAAGCAAAAAUGCCUCAAAUUGGAAAUAAUGAAUUCAGAAUCCAAAGUUGAUGCCUGUCUAUAUUUAAAAAGUUGACUGAACUCAAAAUUCCAAGAAAUAAAAUUGCAAAGCCAUGAAAUGAACCGCUCUGGUAAAAUGCAUCGAAUAACCACAAUCGAAUCAAGCUCAAUGAAAAUUAAAAAUCAACAAUUGAAAAACA